AUGCAACGGGACAUGGUUACGCUAGAAAAGAAUCCAAUGGAGGAACAACUAUUUAUGCCAGGAUCGUUCACUCUACAAUGUAGACUCGGGAACACAAUCUUCGAAGAUUGUUUAUUUGAUCUGGGAGCCAGCCUCAAUGUGAUGUUUCUUGCCACGUCCAACCAUCUCAGUUAUUACCAUUACAUGGACAUCGACAUGGUGUUAGGACUAGCGGAUGGAAGCGAAAGGAAGACAGUAGAAAAGCUGACUAACUUGCUUGUCAUGAUCGGCAAUGUGCUCUUACCCACCAAUUUCGUGGUAAUUGGAAUUAGAGAAGACGAGGAGGAGAAGAUUUUGUUGGAAGACCAUCCUUACAUCAGCCGGAUGUCUGUUUGA
Messenger RNA from Thlaspi arvense, 375 nucleotides. NCBI's taxonomy places the organism in Eukaryota, Viridiplantae, Streptophyta, Magnoliopsida, Brassicales, Brassicaceae. The record is from the annotation of a GenBank genome assembly.